AAGUACCGCGGACCGCGAACAGCUGUUUACUUUCACAACUUUCUGCUUUCCACAAAACACAUCAUUCCUUGGAGAUCCCUAAAUUCCAAUACUAACCAAGAUGACGGCAACAGCUCCCAUUAUUAUGCGGCUUAUGGCUUCCUCCAUCAGUACGGCCAAGCGGGCCGGUGUGAUCAUACGCGAUGUACUCAAAAAAGGUGACCUAGGAAUUGUGGACAAAGGCCAGAACGAUCCCCAGACGGAGGCUGAUCGCUCCGCUCAACGCUGCAUCAUUGCCUCGUUGACCAAGAAAUUUCCUACCGUGAAGAUCAUCGGGGAGGAAGGAGGAUCCGAUUUAAAUGUGUGCGACGAUUGGCUGGUAAACGAACAAGAUGAAUCCUUCCUGCAGAACACUUGUCCGGCAGAGUGGCAGGAUGCCAAGCCUGAGGAUUUUGUUAUUUGGGUGGAUCCAUUGGACGGCACCGCGGAAUACACACAAGGAUUCGUUGAACAUGUUACGGUGCUGAUUGGAAUUGCUGUCAAAGAUGCUGCGGUGGGCGGAAUUAUUCAUCAGCCCUUCUACAGGCAGUCCGAUGGCGAGCUGGGCCGCACCAUUUGGGGGCUAAAAGGCAUGGGAACUGGGGGAUUUACUCCUAAGGCAGCGCCAGCCGGAAAGUUCAUCAUCACUACCACUCGGUCACAUUCCAAUGCAUUGCACCAGCAAGCUUUAAACGCCUUUCCAUCCGCUGAGGUGAUAAAAGUCGGGGGCGCCGGCUUCAAAGUUUUGCAAUUGCUCGAAGGAAAAGCGCAUGCGUACGUAUUCGCCACGCCAGGAUGCAAGAAAUGGGACACCUGCGCACCCGAAGCCGUGCUCGAAGCCCAGGGUGGAACCCUGACCAACAUCAAUGGGGAGCACUACGCCUACAAUGCGGAUGUGGAGCACGUGAAUAAAAAGGGCGUAUUGGCCAGCCUGGGGCAGAAUCAUUCUGAACUGGUAGAGAAGAUUCCCGCGGAGGUGCGUCAAGCAGUGGGAACCAAAUAAGUGAGUGAGAUCGCCAAAAGUCUCAGCACUUUAUUAGUUUAUUUUCCACUUAAAGUAACUAUAUAAAUUAAGCGAUAACAGAAAAUUAGACAAUUUGAGAAUUUACAAAACUUGCAAGAUUAUUAAAAGUUUAAAUAUUAAAUUAAAACGUUAUUUUUCAAAA
Drosophila bipectinata is the source of this 1184-nucleotide messenger RNA. RefSeq names its product 3'(2'),5'-bisphosphate nucleotidase 1. Gene Ontology annotation, molecular function: 3'(2'),5'-bisphosphate nucleotidase activity. Gene Ontology annotation, biological process: phosphatidylinositol phosphate biosynthetic process. Lineage: Eukaryota; Metazoa; Arthropoda; Insecta; Diptera; Drosophilidae. The record is from RefSeq and is a predicted model, not a curated record.